CACGGUAAGCGAGUGAGAGAUACACCAUUGCGGCCUUCUGCUGUGGGACACUGCUCUUAAAAUAGCAUGGGGCUGCUUCGGUUGUCUUCCGUAGUUUUUCCCCUUCUCGUCCGCGGCGAGGCUUUCAUAGCCAGCCCGCCGCCGCUGUCCGCACUGCAACGGCAACGUUCAACACUCCAGCCAGCAACUGUCGACGCUGCCCAGCUCGCGCAUCAUAGUCGUCGCGAGCAGCAGCUACGACCACCCAGUCUCCUUCCCUCUACGGUACCGUUGCAUCCUCGAUCAACACGCGCCAUGAGAAAACGGAGCAGCAGCACAGUGCUGUUUGCGCGCCAAGGGGAGCCUAUGGGGCCGGGUACGCAGCAACUGUCCAGGCAAGCGAAGCUAGCCAUUUCCGUCCUGAUCGAUCUGAUCGGGAUGUCUUCCUAUGCCCUCCCCGGCGUAGGUGAGGCCACUGACCUGGGAUGGGCGCCCAUCAGCUCCGCCCUGAUUUUCUACUUGUACGGCAACAGCAUCUUCGCAGGUCUCGCCUUUGUGGAGGAGAUUCUGCCGGGCUUCGACGUUAUUCCGACAGCAACGAUCGCUUGGUUCUUGACCAACAGCGAGAUAGGUCAAAACGUCACCAACGCCGCGGCCGGCAAGAAACCCGAAGGAGACGUCUCGUCCUCGGCUCCGCCGCCGCCAGCGGGAUCACCGUUCUCAAAGUUGAACGAUGCCAGAGAGGCCGGCAAGGGUGCGGGAAGCCGCAAAGUCGAUGACGGCAUGGUUCAGUCGGGGGUAAUAGACGUGGAUUCUGAGGACUAA
Molecule: messenger RNA, 804 nt
Organism: Ectocarpus siliculosus
Lineage: Eukaryota; Phaeophyceae; Ectocarpales; Ectocarpaceae
Source: the annotation of a GenBank genome assembly